Molecule: messenger RNA, 2466 nt
Organism: Camarhynchus parvulus
Lineage: Eukaryota; Metazoa; Chordata; Aves; Passeriformes; Thraupidae
Product: killer cell lectin-like receptor subfamily F member 1
Exons: 5
Coding region: 675-1652 (325 amino acids)
Source: RefSeq, a predicted model, not a curated record
GAGCCGCUGCGUGUCCACGGGCAGGGACCCAAGCGGCUGGGCCGGCUGUGUUAGAAUUUAGUGCCAACCUUUAAAAAAGCAUUUCAACACAUUUUUGAGGCAUUCUAAAACACAGUACGUGAGGCUUCAGUAAUCAGGGGCAGUCAAAGACCUUCCGGCAAAUGCCGGGGGUUCGCCCCGCCGCAGCGCUGGGGAGCCACGGGGCGGGAGUGAGGUCGCCCGAGGGCAACCGGAGCCGCCGGGCAAAGCCGAGCCCCGGGAGCGGGGAAAGCCGCGGCGGCAGCGAGGGGCAGCCCCGCGUGAGCUACGCCGUUCCGACACCCACAGUGCUUUCCAUUGGGCUCAGCCGAGCGAAAGAGACUCGGGUUCAUAUCCCCCAAUCCGGGCUCCGCGAGACGGCAGAACGGUGAAGGAACCGAUCCCAGAGAAGGCACCGGGGAGCGCGGAAAGAGGGGACCGCGGCGGGACUGGGGAGCAAAACGACGGCACCACGAUUGACUGCGUUCCCGCCAGCGGGAGGGAAAUUCAGCCGGAAACUGUCAGGCAGCCCAAAAGCUCGAGACUGCAGCGGCAGCGGCGGCUCCACGUGCGUCUGCCUGGGACCGGAGGGGCGGUGGCGGCGGCGCGUCCGUCUCAUUCCGGAGCGGCGGCCGCACCCGGAGCCCGGCGAGGCGAUGGCGGAGCCCGGAGGCGGCCCCAGCCCAGGGUGCCAUCAGCGCGGCUGUAAAGCUGUUCCCGAGGCCGAGCUCCCGAAGGAUCUGCCAGCAGCACAACUGAUGUCUCGAGAGCAAGGCGCUGUUUGUUCCGGGCAGGCAGAUGUGAAUGAGCCCCAGCAUCUCCAGCAGGCACCAGCAGCCGCUGUUCCACACUUGCCUGGGGCCCAAGAAGUCUCUGGGCAUCAGCAGGGGGAUGCCACUUGUGAGCGUGCAGUGAGUGCAGAUGUGGAGAAUGGAUUCUGCACCAGUGAUGGGAGUGUGAGGGAGCCCCUGGUUCCCCAGGGCACAGCAGCAACCAACAAUGAACACAGAAGGAACCUCAAAAGAAUCCAAGGUGAACGGUUCAGGUGCCGUCUUGUGGGCACGGUGGUGCUGAUUCUGCUGCUCCUGGUGCUGGUGCUGGCUUUGGGGGCGGCCUUGGCUGUGCAGUCAGGUAAGGGAGGGGCAGCAGCCUGGGCCCAGCCCCUCGGGGCAGAGCGGGCUCCCUGCUCCCUGCACAGGGCAAUCCUCAGACCUUCUCCUCUUCCCCCUGCAGCAGCACCACAGGUUCCAGUUACACCUGCGACACCGCUGUUGGUUCUGGGCUGUCCCCCUGGCUGGGUUGGGUACAAUGGGGUCUGCUACUACUUCUCAAGGGAUAACAGCACCUGGGAGCAGGGCCAGGAAUGGUGCUCUGAGCUCGGGGCCUCCCUGGCCAUUGCCAAGGAUGAGGAGGCCAUGGAUUUGCUCUUCCGCCUCCGCGGGAACCGCGAUUUCUGGCUCGGGCUGCGCAGACGGGGCGAGCGCCUGCACUGGGGGGACGGCAGCAGCUACAGCUCCCGGUUUGAUGUCCUUGGCAAUUCCCAGUGUGUGUACCUGGCUGACAGGAGAUUGAGGAGUGACAACUGCUCCAGUGAGCGGCCGUAUGUCUGCAGCAAGGCCCAAGCUCCCCUGUAACAGGGGCUGCACAAAGCACCUUCUCCACGCUGGGCAGUGCCAGCUUCACCUCUGAGCCCGGCACGGGGCUGUCCUUCCUCAGCUGCACCCUGUGCCUUGCACUUCCUCUCAGGCUCACCUCAGGGCCUCUUCAUCCCCAGUGCCAGCGCUGGGCUGGGGCUGCAAAGGAAAAGUCUCUGCAAUCCAUCCUGCCCCCGAUGCUGCCUGCAGUGAGUGCAUUGCCCUCAUGACACAACAAGCUCGACUGGGAAAUCCUAAUGUGCCUGGCCUCUUGGAAAUCAUCACAAACUGGCCUGAAUGUGGCAAUUGUGAACUGUCCUUGGAAGAGGAGGAAGAACAGCUGACACGUGCUGAGGAGGAAUCCCAUUUUCGGCAUCAGGCACCUGACUGUGAAGAAGGGUCUGUCUGUCUGUCAGCUGCUCGUUUUCUCUCUCUAUCUCAGCUUCGGAGAAGGACGGUCAGAGCUGCUGCUUGGGGAAGGGAAUUCGCUGCCACGGCCACAACCCAGCCCAGAGCUGCUUCUCCUGCUGUGGGGCUGUGGGGUGAGUCUGUGCUUGUGAGAGCAGCCCCUGCACGGGCACCUCACUGUCACCCUCAGUGCCGGAGGGCCCUGUCCCCCCUGCUCGGGUGCCCGGGUCCCUGAGCUCGCCUCUCCCUGCCCGGCUCAGACCCGGCUGCCGCUGCCGCCAGCGCCCCUGCCGGCCGCGCCCGGAACUGCAGCGAGGGGAGAGGCGGGGCUGGGGCUGGGCCUGCUCGGGGCAGCGCUGCACCGAAAAAUUAAGCUGUUGUUAGUAUUACUCAUAAAGGAGUGUUU